Polyodon spathula (Mississippi paddlefish) is the source of this 870-nucleotide messenger RNA. Its product is annotated as leucine-rich repeat-containing protein 55-like. NCBI's taxonomy places the organism in Eukaryota, Metazoa, Chordata, Actinopteri, Acipenseriformes, Polyodontidae. The transcript has 2 exons. The record is from RefSeq and is a predicted model, not a curated record. Gene Ontology annotation, molecular function: voltage-gated potassium channel activity; potassium channel activator activity; transmembrane transporter binding. The coding region runs from base 1 to 807 and encodes 268 amino acids. Gene Ontology annotation, cellular component: voltage-gated potassium channel complex.
AUGGGCGACGGGAGACGAAACGUUGACGUGGGGUCUAGACUGCCGUCAUCUGACGCCGAGGGACAGGGAAAGAGGGGAGGAGCCUCCCCCCCGCCCCUCCCCGCUCGGAGGUAUUCUCUGUCCCACAAUGGCAUCUCCGAACUCCCCGCUGGUUACUUCCACUGCAGCCGGGAACUCCGGUGGCUGGACCUGAGCAACAACUCUCUCUCCUCGCUCCCUGCCGGAAUCUUCCGCAGCCAGACCCAGCUGAGGUUCCUGGACCUGAGCCGGAACAACCUCUCCCUGCUCCCCGGGACCGUGUUCCACCCGGCGACGGCCCUAGGGACGCUCCGCCUAUCCCACAACCCCUUGCUCUCCGAGCUGGACUCGCUGCUGUUCAGAGGCCUGGCGGAGCUCCGGAGCCUGGACCUCAGCCACUGCGGGCUGCCCGCUCUUGGGGUGCAGGUGCUGGCUGGGCUGGAAGAGCUGGAGAGCCUGCGUUUGGAAGGGAACCCCUGGAGGUGUGGCUGCGGGAUUGAGCCCCUGGUGGAGUGGGUGCGGAGACACGUUCAGAGGUGCAGCGCGGACUCUGAUCUGUUCCCGGUGGAGUGCAGGGCACCCCAAGAGAUGGAGGGGGUCCCCGUGUUCUCGUUGACGGAGGAGAGUUUCCAGUCCUGCCGCUUCUCCCUCUCUCUGGACGACUACCUCUUCAUCGCCUUUGUGGGCUUCCUCGUCUCCAUCGCUUCCGUGGCAACGAACUUCUUGCUCGGAAUCACAGCGAACUGCUGCCAUCGCUGGAGCAAGGCAUCACAGGAAGAGGAUAUAUAGAGAGGAGAGGAAAUAGAGGAGAGAGGAGAGAGGAGAGGAGGAAAGAGGGAGAGGGGAGAGGAG